CACAAAUCAGAAGCCAGGAGAGUCGUAGUAUCAACAAAGUUUAGAUAAAGUGUGUAUUCUCGUAUCUCGUGGUUUUUGCACGCUACGUAGCUAAAACAUAUUUGUUUAUAAUUUUUCAUUUCAAUUAAUUUGUUAAUUUCUGCGGUCACAAUUUUAAAAGUAAAAAAUUGUGGGAAAAUUAAUAACGUCGUGUUUUGUUCCGAUCCUUGUUGUUGUUUUGCGAGCUUCAUUCAUACCUCAAGAAACACGUUUCGCCAUAUGGCUGUUUCGAUAAGACGUUUAUAAAAUAUUAUUUCAGCGUCGCUUUACAGUGGGUGAGAGCUCUUCUUGAAAGUUCAAGAUGCAAGCUCAAGAUGCUCAGGAGACUGCAAAGGAUGACACAAACUCUCUUAGUGAAUGGCCAACAUUAGGUGAAGUACAUAUGAAUGAAAAACAGGCUGGUAGUUCAAAUAAUUCAACAAAAUCAUCUAAAGAAACUAGUGGAAAUGAUUCUGUACAAGAUGAUGAUUCUGCAAAAGAAAACCAAGAAAGUUCUAAAACAAACAGCAUUCCUGCAAAUAGGAAAAAAGGGACAAAACAAAAAUGGGUACCAUUAGAAGUUGAGCCAGUAAAGACUGACAAGAAAAAAAAUACUAGAAAUGGUGGAAAACAAGGGAAUCAAAAAGAAGAUAGCAGUAAUGGAGAGAAGAAAAAAGUCGAUAAAGAAGAAUCUAAGAAAACAGAAAAUAAUAAAAAAGAGCGUCCUUACAACCAGCGAUCAAGAGGCAGAAAAGGACGAAACUAUUCCACUGAAUGGAAAUUACGAAGAAGGGCUUUUUCUCAGGAUGAUGCUACAUAUGAAGCCAAUGGAUAUGCUCAACCUCAAGAAAUAGCAUAUUAUUCAUCAUUCUAUCCUUGUUAUUGGAGUGGAUAUGCAAUGUCAGAAGAAGCUUUAAAGGAUUCAGUAAAGAAACAGAUUGAGUAUUAUUUUAGUGAAGAAAACCUGCAAAAGGACUUUUUUAUUCGGAGAAGAAUGGAUGCUGAUGGUUAUAUACCAAUUUCCUUAGUUGCAAGCUUUAAUCGUGUGCAAGCAUUGACUAAAGAUAUAACGAAAGUCCUUGAGUCAAUUUCUGCUAGUGACAAUUUAGAAGUCAAAGAUAAUUCUCUCGUAAGAACAAGAAAUGAUCCUCAUCUUUGGCCGAUUCAUGAUGCAUUAUCAUCAGACUUCCAUCCAGAAGCUCCAAUUUUUAUUCCUGGGAAGCCUUAUGUAUUGCCAGGAACUGAAGUUAGUUCUGGAAGUGCUGUACAAACAGAUCUAUCUCAGAAACCAAAUGUGUUACAAAUGAAUGGCGGUAAAAAGGAAACAAGAUGGAGAACUAAGUCAUCUACAAUGGAAGGCAUUAAAGAAGAAAAUUCCAAAGUGUCAGAAAUGGAUGAACUUGAGUUUAAGUUUGAUGAAGAACUGAAUAAUGAAACAUUAGAUGGUCAAAAAGCUUCUAAAACUGUUGAGAGUUCUAAGCCAGAGUAUGAGUUAAGUGAUCAAGAUAUCAAUAAACUAAUCAUUGUCACACAGAGUAGUAAUCGCAAGCAUGAUCGUGGGAAUAAGCAUAAUUGGACUCCUUACAUAAUGAGUCAGGAAAUGGCAUCAACGAUUAAUGAUGGUCUUCAUUAUUAUGAACAGGAUUUGAUUGGCAGAUAUGUAUCUGAUGUUCCUCUCCAAGGCUCUGCUAUGUAUUACAAUAGUAUGUCCUUACCGUCAGAGCCUAUUCAUGUUGGAAUGGAUCAUUCAAAAGGAAAUUAUGCUGCUUCUCAUUUUUAUCCUGUAACUAAUCAGAGGAAUAGAUUUCACAAAAUACAACGAAGCAACAGUGAUGCUUUAGGUCAACACGUUGGCUGGGUUAUGGAUGUGAAAGAACACCCUUCCCGCUCUCGUACAAAUUCAGCGAGCGAAAGCGUUUUGUCUCCCAGUAGCUAUGGGAGUGCCCAAUUGCUGCCUUCAUUUGAGCAUCCUAGUCAUGCACUUUUAAAAGAAAAUGGCUUUACACAAGUGGCUUAUCAUAAGUUCCGUGCAAGAUGCAUGAAUGAACGAAAGGUUCUUGGCAUUGGACAGUCUCAGGAGAUGAAUACACUCUUUCGUUUCUGGUCAUUCUUCUUGAGGGACCACUUUAAUCGUAGAAUGUAUACAGAAUUUCGUAAAGUAGCUACAGAAGAUGCUAAUAUGCAAUACAGGUACGGUUUGGAGUGCCUCUUUCGGUUUUACAGUUACGGUUUGGAAAAGCAUUUCAGGGAAGAUCUUUUUAAAGACUUCCAAGAUGAAACUCUAAAGGAUUUGCAAAAUGGUUAUCUUUAUGGACUUGAGAAAUUUUGGGCUUUUCUUGAAUAUUCUGGGCAAAAGAAUUCUCUUGAUGUUGAUCCAGUUCUUAAAGCAACGCUCCAGGGAUUCAAAACAGUGGAAGACUUCAGAGCAUAUGAAUGCAGCUAUGCUACAGGUCCUGCUGUUGAGCGUCAUCGCAAUUUGUCAGAAUCCUCCGGUUCUCGUCAAAACCGAAGCUACAACAUGGAACCUCGCUCAAGGAGAAAUACCAUAUCUGCUGCUGAUACUGCAAGAAGAAGAAAAGCAAGCGGAUCUAAAAUGAGCGACCAGAGAAAAGGAUCUCUGCAUAUUAAACAUCCAAUUGUACCAAGCGAAAAUUCUGCCCUUUCCUCUACUGAUGCUUCUCUUAAUCUGAAGAAAAAAAAUGAAGUUGCUGUGGAAAAAGAAGUUAUCCUUGAAAAGGAGUCGACAAGCAAGUUAAGUACAUCAGCAAUACCUUUGGCAGAGCCAAAGAAAGUAGAAAUGAAUGAAAAAGAUAAAAGUGUGAAGGAUGAAGAAUCUACUUUGAAUAUGAAAGAUAUUAGCUCUCAUAUAGAGGAAAUAGCAGCUGAAAAUGUUGAAGUUUCUUGUAAAGAAGAUAGCAGCUCUCUUGUUGUGACAAGUAUUAAGUUAGAAGAAAUUGAAACGUUAGAAAAUGUGAAUUUGGAGGAAAUCAAAACAUUAGAAAAUGUGAAGUUAGAGGAAAUCCAAUCAUUAGAAAAUGUGAAGUUAGAGGAUAUCCAAAUGUUAGAAGAUGUGAAGUCAGAGGAAAUCCAAACAUUAGAAAAUGUGAAGUUAGAGGAAAUCAAAGUGUUAGAAAAUUGUCAGGAAAGUUCUGAAAAUCCUGAUUGCAGUGACCAAGUUAAUGAAAAGAAAGCAUCUUCAGUUUCUGAAAAUAUCAAAAGUGAUCCAGUGCUUAUUUCAGCAGAAAUUUCUGAGGUACAUGUUUCAGAAACUCCAGUCAAAGCUGAAACUGAAGCCAUAUCAGAUAAAGAUGGAAGUGAUUUAAGUAUUAAAAAUGAUGACUCCAGCAUUAGUAAUUCUGAAAAGAAAUUGAGCCCUGAAGACGGUAUGGAAGAACAUGUUAACUAAAGUUAAAGGCGUUUUCCACAUCAAGUCCAAUUUUUCAGCAGUGCUCUUCAGUUAAAAGUUAUUAUGGUAACUUUCAUGUGAUUUUGUGAUAAAGAUAUUUUUAUAUUCAAAAACUUGAGCUCUAGAAAUACUAAAAAUUCUUUUGUGCCAUUUGCAAAUAAUAGUUGUGCCUUCUACCUAUAUCAUUUCUGACAACUAAAACUUGUAUAUAAAUUUUUGGAUUUUUUUCUUUCUCUUUUGUGUUUUAAUAUUUUUUUGAAAUUAAAUUUUACAUAGAAAUUAUGUAUUUUUAUGAUAAAAUAUGUUCUUUUUUUGUGUAGAACUGUACUUAUUCUUUUGUUCAGAAAUGAAAUCUCACAAUAUUUUAUUAAUAUUCCUUGAGCUCACUAUCUAUAUAUAUGUACCUGUACUUUGUUUCUCAUAGUUUUUUUUUUUUUUUUGUAGUUUUGUUAUAAUCAGUCUAUUAAUUCCAGUGAUAAUGAUGUUACGAUUUAUUGUUACUUUUAUUUUGUUCAAAUUUGUAAAUUUGAUGAGUCUUCUCCUUAUAAAGGAUACUUAUUAGAUUUUUUUUUUUAAUCAUACAAAUAACUGUUGGUAUGAUUUUACUUUUCAGACUUUUUUUUUUCAAUGAGUAAUGUUUUUGAUUGAUUCAAAUCACAGUAUCUUGACAAUUGGUUGUAUAUAGUUUUGUGAUAGGGAAAUGAAUCCAAGUAGCUUUAUUUUGGUGGGCUUUUUUAAUUUAAAAAGCUUAAUGAGUUAUGUUGAUUUGAAAACUAUUUUUCGACUGGACUGCAUUAUGUUGACUAACUGUUGAAUUUUUCUGAAUGAAGUUUCGUUACCAAGUUCCUUUUUUUCCUGUACACUUUUUUCAUUUCAAGCUGUGUAUAGUAAAAGUGUUAAAUGAAACAAUGUUGCAAAUGUAUAUUUUAUGUCUUUAAAACUUAAGUUUUGUUGAUUAGAGUUUAUACUGCCUGAACGAAUAAAGCUCAAAUUUUCUGAAGAUUUUAUGUUAUACCUAGUUACGAAAAAAAAAGUUUCAUUAAAUAUUUUAAAGUUAUGUUUUUAUAAAUUAUACCGGUUCAUUCAUAAAUUUAUUUUCCUUCAAAAUGAAGAAAAAUAAAUUUCAGUUUACUAAAUCAAGGUUGAAAUUUUCAGUAUUUUCACAUUUAAGUUUUCUAUCUUUGUCCAUACUAUAUGUACAUAUAUUACUGAAAGUAAUGUUGAAUGCCUUGCUCUGCUACAUUUUACUGGUGCAUUUCAGCUUAGCAUUCUUUUAUCGUUAAAACAGGGUUAUCUUUGUGCUUUGUGGGCUACAUUGUUAGAAUUCAAAGUUACCUUUUGGUUUUCAACAUUACAUUCGUAAAAUUGGUUAUUCCAUGUGCUCUAGUCAUAAAUCAGCAUCUUAAAGUUUUUGCACUAGUCUUAUGAAUUUAGAAGUGGCCAAUGUGUUAUUCCCUCCCUUUCCUUUUUUUUUUUUUUUCUUUUUUCAAUCUUUAAAUUGUUUGGGAAGUCCUCUUUGCCUACAUUUCAAAAUCUAAAUAUGCAAUUAUGGCAAAGGAAGAAACAAAUCUUUUUUCAUCACUGAAAUGUUGUUUCUUAGUUUUGUAUAUUUUUUAUUUUUUUCUAUUAGAUAAUCUUACUUCGUUUUUCUGAUGUUGUAAUGUUCACUUUUUAGUUCAUAAUUUGAGAGCUCUGACAUUUUUCACGGUAUCAGUUCUCGAAAAUGCUUGGAAAUUUUCUCAAGUUUCUUCAUUUAAAAUUUUGAACUAUUGAAUUUUUUUACGCAUUAGUAUGUUGUGUAAAGUUACUCUUCUAUCUUAAAUCUUAAUAAAUAAAAUGAAGUUCAAUGUUAUUUACAAUGAAUUUAGCAUGACAGUCAGGCUGUUGUCUGGAAAUUUCAAUGAUUGUUUAUUAAAAUACUGGCAUACCAAAAGAAAUACUGAUGGUAGCUUUUAAAAGAUAAUUCUUUUGAAAACAUCAAAAAAUGUAAAGCAAUCUAUUUUACCUUGUUGUGGUUUUGGAUUUUUUAUUAUGAACUCAAAUCUAACAAUGCAGUUACAUAGUUAUUAAAAUCCUGUGCUUCUUUUAAGUUUAUAUUGACAUUUUAUAUAUAAAAUACAUAACUUUCUAAUCAUGUGCCAAAAUAAACUUUAGGGCAUUAGAUAAAAUGGGGGGGGGGGGACAAAAUUUUUAAUAGUCUUUCAUUUUUGCCAUAAAGACAAACAUUAUUUGAAAGUCUGGCACAUAUUUGGUCUAAAUUAUUUUCUGACAUGAAAUACUUUUCAAACACUUAAAAAAAAUUUUGAACAGCCAUUCAUCCUAACAUCUUACAAUUAAAUUUCUCACUUAUGUUUUUUGUAUUUGUUUCAUAUGGAAUGAGAUUCAAAAGUUGAAAUAUUUAGUGGAGAAUGAAUUGUGAUUACUAACUUUGUAAAAUUUUGCUUUAAUGUAGGAUAUUUUUAUUGUUAUUAACAUUUUUUCCUUUCUAUGUUGAAUUUGUGGUCCAUCUUCCAUAAACAUUUAUUCUAACAAGUUUACUAUUUUGUAAUGAAGUAUAUUGUCAUUCUUUGUUUACUUAAAAAUGACUUGAUUUUUUUUCUGUGUAAAUAUUUUUGCGAGGUUAUCUAUAAUAAUGUUUGUCAAAUAUAUCUUUUUUGCUCAAGUGCAAGCAAUGAUAUUGUAUGAAAGGAAAAUACUAGGUAAAUGAAGACUUUGAAAUGGAAAUUUGAAAAGUGCCUGUUUAAAGUUUGAAAAUUUUGAUUAGGAUUUUGUACUAAUGACUUCAUGUGCCUAUGCAUCUUGUAAUGCUUGUACGUUAAAAUGUGAGUUUUUGCUAUGUUUAUUACUGCUCCAUUGUUUGUGUUAUAUGGGGUUUUUGGGUGUUUGAUUUUCAUGAAUGGGCAAUAAAAAUUUUUAAAAACGUC
Uloborus diversus is the source of this 6348-nucleotide messenger RNA. Its product is annotated as la-related protein 1B-like. The transcript has 20 exons. The record is from RefSeq and is a predicted model, not a curated record. Gene Ontology annotation, molecular function: RNA cap binding. Bases 341 to 3424 code for a protein of 1027 amino acids. Gene Ontology annotation, biological process: positive regulation of translation; mRNA stabilization. Lineage: Eukaryota; Metazoa; Arthropoda; Arachnida; Araneae; Uloboridae. Gene Ontology annotation, cellular component: cytosol; cytoplasmic stress granule.